Mangifera indica (mango) is the source of this 656-nucleotide messenger RNA. RefSeq names its product cysteine proteinase inhibitor B. Gene Ontology annotation, molecular function: cysteine-type endopeptidase inhibitor activity. Lineage: Eukaryota; Viridiplantae; Streptophyta; Magnoliopsida; Sapindales; Anacardiaceae. The record is from RefSeq and is a predicted model, not a curated record. The coding region runs from base 182 to 544 and encodes 120 amino acids. The transcript has a single exon.
UGUAAAAGCAACGAAAUCUAAAUCAAACUCUUUCUGUAAUCUUUUGUCCAUUUCCUUUCUGUUAAAGUUACGCGGCACGUCGAUCGUCGAUACCACCUUAAUUUGCGUGUCCAAACACUCUCUACAGCCCCUGUUAUAAAGCUAUAUAAUCCCCAACAUCUCUCCCUUCCAAGAUAUCAAAAUGGCGAAACCAAGAACUUUGAUAUUCGUUGUGGUAUUGCUGUUCAUCAUUGCAUCUGUUAAGGCGUAUGAGGGUUUUGUGGGCGGAAAAACAGAGGUGAAGAACGUGAAGUCGAACAAAGAGGUUCAAGAUCUUGGGAGAUUUUCUGUGGAGGAAUUUAAUCGACAAGGCAUUAAUGGUUUUGGAGAUCUGGUGUUCUCAGAGGUGAUCGAGGCUCAAAAGCAGGUGGUUUCUGGCUUCAAGUAUUAUCUGAAGAUUGAGGCCACCACGCGUAAAGGGGACACAAAGGUAUUUGAUUCGGUUGUGGUCAUAAAGCCGUGGCUUCACUCCAAGGAGUUGUUAAACUUUGCCCCUUCUAAGUGAUUGAUUCGAUGCUGGGGGUUGUAGUUCGUGACGGUUAAUUUAUGCAUGUAGGCAUGGUUAUGUAAUAUUCAUGAAUAAUUUCUAAAAUAAUUAAGGCAACACUUAAGAUUAA